Penicillium argentinense is the source of this 879-nucleotide messenger RNA. RefSeq names its product Rab family GTPase. Gene Ontology annotation, molecular function: GTPase activity; GTP binding. The coding region runs from base 1 to 879 and encodes 292 amino acids. The record is from RefSeq and is a predicted model, not a curated record. The transcript is spliced from 5 exons. NCBI's taxonomy places the organism in Eukaryota, Fungi, Ascomycota, Eurotiomycetes, Eurotiales, Aspergillaceae.
AUGGAACAUUACUGCCUGCGGUACCGCCACACCGCCCCGCUGCUCAUGUGGCUGGACCUCCGUCAUCCACUCCGUCCGCCUUACCUUCUGAUCUUCUCUCCAUCUAUCGCCUACGUACGCACUUCCGAGGACGCCCUCGAAUACUCUCGACUGUUUCACCGACUCCUCCUCUUUCUCUCAGCCCUUCCGCCCUUUCAAUCCGGUCGCCUCCUCGAUCCGGCCAUGGCCUCCCGACCAGCAGCAGGAGCCCGUCCCGGGGCCAAAUUCGCUCAGUUUAAGCUCGUCUUGCUCGGAGAAUCCGCCGUGGGAAAGAGUUCCCUUGUUUUGAGAUUCGUCAAGGACCAAUUCGACGACUACCGCGAGUCCACAAUCGGCGCCGCCUUCCUGACACAGACCAUUUCCCUCGAUGAGAGUACCACAGUCAAGUUCGAAAUUUGGGAUACCGCCGGCCAGGAGAGAUACAAGUCUUUGGCUCCGAUGUAUUAUCGAAACGCCAACUGUGCUGUCGUGGUGUAUGACAUCACUCAAGCUUCGUCACUCGAUAAGGCUAAGUCCUGGGUGAAGGAGCUUCAACGGCAAGCGAAUGAGAAUAUUGUGAUUGCUCUGGCAGGCAAUAAGCUUGAUCUCGUCACCGAGAGUCCCGAUAAGCGGGCUAUUCCCACCGCAGAUGCAGAGGCCUAUGCCCGCGAAGCCGGGCUUCUCUUCUUUGAGACCUCCGCCAAAUCCUCGAUGAAUGUGCGGGAAUUGUUCACAGCCAUCGCGAAGAAGCUCCCUCUCGAUCAGGCUGGUCCUCGGAACCUGCGGGCAGCGCCCCGCCCCGGUGUUGACCUGCGACCUGAAGCUCCGGGCACCCAAGGCGCAGGUGCAUGCAACUGCUAA